AUGAAGUUCUCCCAUAGCAUUCAGUUCAAUGCUGUUCCAGAUUGGAGCAGCCAUUACAUUGCAUACAGCAAUCUUAAGAAGCUAAUCUACAACCUCGAAAAGACCGCCCAUCAGGCACGCGGAACCACUGGCGAUGCCGAAUCUCGACCUCUUAUAAACCAAGAAGAUGCCGAAGAGGUCUUCUCUCGAGCUCUUGGCGUCGAGCUAGAAAAGAUAUGCUCAUUCUACGUUGCCAAGGAAGGCGAGCUGCUCGAGGAAGCUGCGCAACUGCUACGCGACGUUGGUGACGAGGCCGAAGAUGCCAUCGCCGAUAACCGCUACCUUCGCAGGCUCUCUGUUUCAUCAGCCCACCGUCCUGAUGGUCGCAACGGCUUCCGCUCGAGAAGUCCUCGGAGCCGUAGCACCGACAAUGAAGAGAGCGCGAGCGAGGAGGAAGAUGAGACUACUGGGCUUACAACGAGGCGACGAAGCAGCGGAGGCCGCAGGCGCACACUUCCCAACAUCCAUAAGCCGCAUUCUGAAGAUCUGAACGCUUCCUCCGAGUUCGGUCGCGACAUGAGGAGGCACAGCACCACAGUCGACGAAAACGAUGAACAAGCUCUCAUGUUCUCUUCUGGCAUGUUUUCGUCUGGUAUCAUGCUCAAGAAGCGCAUUAUCGGCCUCUAUGUAUCACUCUGCGAACUCAAGUCAUUUAUCCAGCUUAACCGCACCGGUUUUGCCAAGGUGCUCAAGAAAUUCGACAAGAUCCUUGAUAAAGAACUCAAGGGACCCUAUUUGCGAGCCCAUGUCGAGACAGCCUACCCCUUUAAAGAUGAGACAAAGCGUGUUCUCGAGGACAACAUUACCAAGAUGGAGAAGGCCUAUGCUGAGAUUGUCACUGGCGGAGAUGAGGAGCUCGCUCGCAAAGACCUUCGUUCGCAUCUCAGAGAACAUGUUGUCUGGGAGCGUAACACCGUGUGGCGAGAUCUUAUUGGUAUCGAGCGCAGAGCUGAAGCUGCGGGCUUGGGACAAGCACUUCUCGGACAAGAGAGAGGGAAUGUCACAAGGAGGUUGCAAGGCGACGAGGCCAAAGCUCCCCGAGAAACCCAGUUCCGCACACCCUUUGGCAAGAUUACCUUACCUCCAUGGCUCGCUAGCUCGUCUCUUUGGACACUGGUUGCUUGUCUUACUGUCUUCUUCCUGCUGCUUCUGCUCCCCAUCAUGGAGAAGCCCGAGCAACAGAACUGCCUGGCAAUGCUUGUCUUUGUCAGUUUGUUAUGGGCCACUGAGACCAUUCCCCUCUUUGUGACAUCAUUACUUAUCCCAUUCCUCUCUGUUGUCUUGAACGUCGUUCGUGAUGAGACACCAGGCAAGCCUCAAAAACGCCUCGACUCUAAAGCAGCCACAUCUGCCAUCUUUGCUGCCAUGUGGACGCCUGUCAUCAUGCUUCUACUCGGCGGUUUUACUCUAGCAGCUGCUUUGUCCAAGUGUACUAUUGACAAGCGACUGGCGACUCUUGUCCUUAGCAAGGCCGGCACCCAGCCCAAGACUGUGUUGAUUGCCAACAUGUUUGUGGCCGCAUUUGCGUCUAUGUUGAUUAGCAAUGUCGCGGCUCCUGUGCUAUGCUAUUCUAUCAUCGAGCCCAUGCUGCGAACGUUGCCUUCUGAUUCCAACAUGUCGAAAGCUGUCAUUAUUGGUAUCGCACUCGCCUCCAAUAUCGGUGGAAUGCUCUCACCCAUCGCUUCUCCCCAGAACGUCGUGGCAAUGGGCAUCAUGCAACCCGCGCCCACGUGGCUGCAGUGGUUCUUUAUUGUCAUUCCUGUCGGCGCUCUCUCGAUUGUUCUGAUCUGGCUCCUCCUCCUGGUUACCUUCCAGCCAGGCAAGGGUACCACGAUUGCCCCUAUUCGGCCUGUCAAGGAGAAGUUCACUGGUCUCCAAUGGUUCGUUACUAUCGUCACCAUUUCUACCAUUGCUUUGUGGUGUGCCAGCCACCAGCUAGAGGCCGAGUUUGGAGACAUGGGUGUUAUUGCUAUUAUCCCCAUCGUGCUAUUCUUCGGCAUCGGCUUGCUGACCAAGGAGGACUUCAACAACUUCCCAUGGACCAUCAUCAUCCUUGCAGCCGGUGGUUUGUCUCUGGGCAAAGCUGUACGCUCGUCUGGUCUGCUACAUACCCUCGCUGAGAUCGUCUCUGAGAAGGUGGAGGGCAUGAGUCUGUACGGUGUCCUGGUUGUUUUCUCAACUCUGAUCUUGGUUAUCGCAACAUUCAUCAGCCACACAGUCGCUGCCCUUAUCUUCCUGCCUCUUGUCUUUGACGUUGGUGUUGCUAUGGACCAGCCUCACCCCAACCUGCUUGUCAUGGGUGGAGUGCUCAUGUGUAGUGCAGCCAUGGGUCUGCCAACCAGUGGAUUCCCCAACAUGACUGCUAUCAUGAAGGAAGACCCGUUCGGCCAGCGUUAUUUACAGGUCAAGCAUUUCAUUAGCCGCGGUGUGCCCAGCAGUCUCAUUACUCUUGUUGUGGUUGUGACUCUUGGUUAUGGGAUUAUGCAAGUCGCGGGACUUGACUAA
Fusarium proliferatum ET1 is the source of this 2544-nucleotide messenger RNA. RefSeq lists its product as uncharacterized. Bases 1 to 2544 code for a protein of 847 amino acids. Gene Ontology annotation, cellular component: membrane. Gene Ontology annotation, molecular function: phosphate transmembrane transporter activity. Lineage: Eukaryota; Fungi; Ascomycota; Sordariomycetes; Hypocreales; Nectriaceae. The record is from RefSeq and is a predicted model, not a curated record. Gene Ontology annotation, biological process: phosphate ion transport; monoatomic anion transmembrane transport; polyphosphate metabolic process. The transcript is spliced from 5 exons.